Molecule: messenger RNA, 451 nt
Organism: Penaeus chinensis
Lineage: Eukaryota; Metazoa; Arthropoda; Malacostraca; Decapoda; Penaeidae
Product: von Willebrand factor A domain-containing protein 5A-like
Exons: 4
Coding region: 16-414 (132 amino acids)
Source: RefSeq, a predicted model, not a curated record
AUUGCUUUUUUAUGGAUGAACCAAUUUAGAUAUACUCCUGAUUCUAUUCCAAGGACUUUCUUAGAAAGUAAGUGUUGUCUUAUACAGGUGAGGUACAAGAUUCCUGUAGAUGAAGGAGCAGCUGUUUACAAGUUUGAGGCUCACCUGGAUGGGAGGACCAUCACUGCUCAUUGCAUGGAGAAGAAGGCAGCGGAAAAGGUGUACAAGGAUGCUGUUCAGGCUGGCCAGACUGCAGUCCUUGCCAGGGAAGACAGCCGUAGCAGUGAUGUCCUGACCCUACAGUUAGGAAAUCUUCCUCCAGGGACCCAAGCAGAGCUGAAGCUAGGCCUGGUAAUGGAGCUGAAAGUGCAGACAGACGGGGGAGUGGGCUUCAUAUUGCCAACAUUCCUAAAGCCAAGAUACAGGUCCUGCUAAUGGUGCUUGUGCUCGUGAUACAGAGAAGAUAAAGGAG